AUGGCUGAUAAACUCCGCACCCUCCAGAACCUCGAAGCCCUGCAGGCCCGCCACAUCGGUACCGGCCACGCCGACACAACCAAGUACGAGUGGGAAUCCAACAUCAUCCGCGACAGCUACGCCUCGUACAUCGGGCACCCGCCGCUGCUGGCGUACAUGGCGGUGGGGAUGGGCGAGUCGAAGGAGAAGAUGCGGGUUGCGAUGAUUGAGAAGAUGGUGAGGGGUGCAGGGAAUCCGCCGGAGACGCAGGAAUAA
Aspergillus clavatus NRRL 1 is the source of this 255-nucleotide messenger RNA. Its product is annotated as splicing factor 3B subunit 5 family protein. Gene Ontology annotation, cellular component: precatalytic spliceosome; U2 snRNP. Gene Ontology annotation, biological process: mRNA splicing, via spliceosome. Bases 1 to 255 code for a protein of 84 amino acids. The record is from RefSeq and is a predicted model, not a curated record. NCBI's taxonomy places the organism in Eukaryota, Fungi, Ascomycota, Eurotiomycetes, Eurotiales, Aspergillaceae. The transcript has 2 exons.